AUGUUGUUGCUCAAGCUAACCAGGCAUUAUAGCGACGACGAGCUAGCAAACGUGUUACUAACAGCGAAAGCUGGUGGGGGUACUUACAGAAUAGCUGGCAAGCUUGAGCAAGAUCAGCUUAAAACCUGGGUGAGAGAUGGAAAGACAGCUGAUGAUGUUUUCAAGCUUCUUAAGCUUCAUGCCGACACAGGAGAUGAAAUCCUGAAAAACCCUCUUCUGAACUUAUGGUUUUCGUAUGUGGAAAAACUCAAGCAGGAUCCGAAUGAAUUGUUGUACAUGAAACUGAAGACACAAGUAGGCGAUGCUGGGUUUGUGAAGGCGCUUGUCGCGGCUAGACGUGAUCUUAGCGCGCAGGGUCUAUUUGAUACAUUGCGAAAAGCUCAAUUGAACAAUUGGGUCAGGGCUGGCAGUUCCGUGGAUGAUAUCUACAACCUUCUUAAACUAAACAAGGAAGGCGACAAGAUCUUUGAAAGUCCAAUGUUUGGCACGUGGACUUCCUACGCAAUGAAACUAGACAAGGCCAAUGCAGAUGAGUUGCUGUUCUCGGUGAUGAAGAAACACUACUCUGCCGAAAGUCUGGAGAAUAUGAUUAUCCAAGCAAAGGAUAGGGUGACUAUGAAGAACAUAGCUUCAAAAUUGGAGGAAGAACUGUGGCGAAAUCAAGGAAAAACAGCAGACGACGUGUUUGACAUUCUCAAGCUUGAAAAGAAAGUUGAUGGUAUUUUUGAGGAUCCAGCGCUAACUACUUGGAUCUCGUACGUCAACAAGCUGAACAAGCACAAGGAAACUCCGGAAAAGUUUGCAGUUAUCUCGGAAUUGGAGGAGCACUUUCAACGCAUGGAUUUGGCGCGAAUGCUGUACGAUGCAAAACGUGAAGCUAAGACCCGAGAUGUGAAGCAAUUGGUCUCCGACUUGCAAGACGAACAAUUCGAGAAAUGGAUGGCUGAAGAUUUGAAUCCUAUAAUUAUCGAUGUUUUAGUAGAAAGCACUGAUCGGAACCACCCGAGUAACUUGGGCGUCACUCUCGAUUACCACAACUUCGUCAGCGCUAGAACUAAGUCAGAGUAG
Phytophthora nicotianae INRA-310 is the source of this 1068-nucleotide messenger RNA. RefSeq lists its product as hypothetical. NCBI's taxonomy places the organism in Eukaryota, Oomycota, Peronosporomycetes, Peronosporales, Peronosporaceae. Bases 1 to 1068 code for a protein of 355 amino acids. The record is from RefSeq and is a predicted model, not a curated record. The transcript has a single exon.